Messenger RNA from Amoebophrya sp. A120, 5368 nucleotides. The record is from the annotation of a GenBank genome assembly. Lineage: Eukaryota; Dinophyceae; Syndiniales; Amoebophryaceae.
AGCUUUUGAAGAUCCUUCUUCUGAUGCGAUUCCAAGACCCCGCGCCUAGCAGAUCUUUUCCCUCUUGACUACGCGGUCCUUGUGGAGACGUUUUAGUACUCAGGAUAUACGUGAAGUAGACUCUUUUCGUUUGUAAUUUCGGAGCAACUUUUUGAAUUUAUUCCCCCACACGAGAAAGGAAAAAUGGCGGACAGUAAGGAACUGAUGUCAGGCGGUAUUACAAUGAAAAAUGCCCCCUCCCCAUAUCAAAACGGAAAUCUGUGAUGCAGAUUUGUGGUCACAAAUCAGCUUUGUGAUGCUAGAAGGCAAAAGAUGCGGACUGUAGUGCUGUCUAGCGUGGGAAAGCCUUGCAGCUCCAGGAUGACAGUGGGCAACUGGAAGUGGCAAACAGCAUGACAGAUUGCCUGCAAUUUAGGCCGCAGCUUCGUCUCUUGGCCUUCUAGCAAUACAAGUUGAUUUGUUUUUGCAAAUACAGCAUCACAAAUUCGCGCAUCUUCCGUUGUCGAUAUGGGAUGGGGGCUUUUUUCACUUUGAUAGGCGAGAUUCUCACUUUUGACCCAAAAGGAGGCGCCGCCAAGGAGAUUGACGGGAAGCGGCUGCUCGUGACGGGAGGGACCGGGUCUUUCUACUACAAUGAAAAAUUAUGCCGCCCCCGCCCCAGAAGUUUCUCAUCGACAUACGGUUUUCAAAUGAAGAACUUUCUAUCUACUAUGCAUAAAAGCUGCUGCACUCCGAGCCUUUCUGAUGCAGAAUCUUCUACGUGCGCAAGGUAUCUUUUGCGUAACAGAUCCGCCUGCUGUUCUUGGGCUCCUUUGCAACUACACAAAUUUGAGCUAUUCAGACUGGAAGUUUUCUUGUCAUGCUAAUGUACGCAAGACGGGGAGUGUUUCUUCCACUGGAAAUAAGGUUUGCAAUGCAAAUUCUGCCAAGUUUUGGGGCGGGGGCGUCUUUCAUUGUAAUACUUUCGGGCAGAAGUUUAUCGCCACGCUCCUCAACCAUUUUGAACCCGCAAAAAUUCUGGUCUUUAGCCGAGAUGAAUUGAAGCAGUCAGUGAUGCGGCAGAAGUUUGCCGAGUUGUUUCCAGAGAAGAAAGAUAUCCAGUCUAAAAACCUCCCUAUCCCAUAGUCAAGUAGAUGGGGAAUCUGCUACACAAAUCCACAAGUUUUGGGAGUCACGCAUGAUAAGUUUGCAUCUGAAGUGUAGUUCUGUUUAUCAAGGCCAGCCGCAUCACAAAGACGCCUGCUUAUUCUGUUUGCAGCAUUACAAACCUCAGAACACGAGUGGAAAUGCCCCUCGUGGUGAUGCGCAUAUACAAAUCUUUUUGUAACUGCAAAUCUGCAUGACAGCUAUGGGUGGGCACGUUUUUUCUCAGGAUAAAAGAUGUUCUGGAUUUUGUGCUCGGAGACGUCCGAGACCUUGGGCGGCUGUGCGAGGUAUCAAAUGUAAAUAUGUCUGGGUCUGCAAGAUCCAUCGCCAUGAUUGUCAUGCAUAUUUUGCGUGACCCACGAUGUCUGUAAUGCAUGUCCUAGCAUCACAGAUUUUUACGGGGCUUCCUGAUGCUUAUUCCGCAUGAGAAAUGCCGUCCCCGCGUAGCACAAACUGGGCAACUUCUCUUGCUGGUCAUGCUGCAAUACACAUUUUUUUGGAAUCCAGAAACAGCAUCACAAGUUUGCGUCCUCCCAAACAUCCAGGGAUAUUUGCAGUUCAUACGAGGUUUUCAAAAAGCUGGACCUGGUGAUCCACGCGGCCGCACUGAAGCAGGUGCCCAUGCUGGAGUACAAUCCUUACGAAGCAAUCAAGACGAACGUCCUAUCCUGUGCAAAAGUCUCGUCCUCGUAGUAAUUGCAGCAAUCCAGACACAUUAAGUGCAAAUCUUUUUCUUCAGGUAAAUCCGCAUGACAAACUUCAUUUUUCAUGUUGAGGAAAUUUGUCAUGCAUUGAUGCGAGUACGAUUAUACUUGUGCAAUUCAUAAGCCCUUGGUGCCAACAACGUCAUCCUCGCGGCGACACAGUGUGGCGUAUAUCGAAGAGAAAAAUCCGCCCUCCCCAUAUCAAAAGGAAGUUUCUGAUGCUGGAUUUGCGUACACAAAUCAGGUCUGUCUUGCAGUAGAGGACAGCAGGCAUAUGUCAAGCCUCAGUCGAGAGGUUUUGACGUAGGCGCCUAGCAUAACAAACGUGUAUGCUCUAAGCCCAACAGCAUCACAAACCGCCUGCAAAAUGCGGGGCGCUCUCUGGACUUGCCUUCUUGCAAGACAGACAGGAUUUAAGGUCACAAAUGCGCAUCACAAAUUUUCAGCCGGAUACGUUUUCAAUAUGGGGAGGGGGGAUUUUUCUUUACGAUAGCGUCAAAAAGAUUGUCGCACUGAGCACCGACAAGGCUGCCGCACCCGUGAACCUGUAUGGCGCUACCAAAUUGUGCCAGGACAAGCUGUAUGAAAUGCAAAAGUAUCGUACUGUCGUAUAAAUGCAUUACAAAUAAUUUUCUUAGCAUGAUGAGAAAUGAAAUUUGUAAUGCGGAUUUACCUUACGAAAAAGAUUUGUCAUGCAUGACUGCAAUUACUACGAGUGCGAUAUUACAACUUUUGCAGUUCAUAAGCUGAUGGUAGCGGCGAACCACGUGCAGCAGGACGGGCCCCAGGUGGCGGUGGUACUAUUGCAAGGAAAAAUCCCCCCUCCCCAUAUUCAAAGCUCAUCCGUCUGAUCAUUUGUGAUGCAGAUUUGUGACCACAAAUCGGGUCUGUCUUGCAAGAAGGCACAUCCAGGCUGUCCGCCACGUUAUGCAGGCAAUUUGUAAAAAUAUUGUAAGAGCUACAGGGUAGGAGCCGUCUACCAUGCUAGUACGCGCCUACACCGAUAGGACCUUUCCUGAGCUUGGAAGCUGCGCGCAGUCCUGCGCUGGAGCACAAAUCUGAUUUGUGUAUCCAAAUCCAGCACCAGAAAUCUCGUUUUGAUAUGGGGAGGAGGAGCUUUUCCUUUUGACAGGUACGGUACGGAAACGUGUUCGGCAGUCGCGGGAGCGUGGUCUAUGGAUUGCAAAAAUGUCUGGGUCUGGAAGAUUGCAACUUGUCAUGGUGAAUCCGAAUCAUGCAGAAGUCUGUGUUGCAUGAGUGCCAAAAGCUGUCCACGACUUUCGACCAAGUUUGGAGGGAGUUUCUCAUGCAGGAUAGGCAUGGCAGAGACCUCACAGACUUUGUCAUGCUAGGUCCCCCAUUCCAGACCUCCUGGGUCAAGAAAAACCUGCAUCACAAGUUUACACUCUUCCAGACCCAGACAUUUUUGCAUUCGAUAUGGUCCCGAUUUUUUUGAAGCAGCGCGAGUCGGGAACGCUGACGGUGACAGAUCCCACAAUGACGAGGUUCACCAUCACGCUGCAGGAGGGCGUUGCCUUUGUCCUCAACUCCCUGGUGCGGAUGCGUGGCGGCGAAAUUUUUAUUCCCAAGCUGAGCAGCUACCGUGUGGGAGACAUGGCAGAAACGAUGGCAACCUGGCAGGACUACCACUGCCAGAUCAAGGACAUCGGUCUCCGGGCCGGCGAAAAAAUGCACGAGGUAAUGGUGCCCAGGGACGAAUCUCCCAACUAUCAAGUUGAAAAAUGCGCCCACCCCCGAAUCGACGUUGGGAGCAUUUGUCUUGCAAGCCUUAUUUCCAAAUGAAACAUUCGCCCUCUUGCAGCUAUCAGCAUCGCAGAUUUCCAACCGUGAAUUAUUAUGGCAAACACUUGUAUUGCAAAAGACCCCAGCAACAGUGGCGCUUGUCAUGCAACCGAUGCGGUACACACCUAUACUCUGCAUCAGAGAGAUUCAUACUUCUUUCAUGCAUGACAAAAAAAUUGCAUUUGGAAACUUCGCAUCACAAGGUUUUUCGGCUUUGGGGGUGGGGGCAUUUUUCACUGUAGUAGCAACACGCUGGAUAUCAAAUGCAAAAAUGUCUGGGUCUGGAAACUUGUGAUGCUGGGUGGUGUCUCAUGAUGAGGCCACAAAUGCUGGCUCAGCAUGACAAGUUUCUGAGCUUCUAGGUAUGUCCUAUUCUGCAUGACAAACUGCGUCUCUGCAUCACAGAAAAAUGGAGCUGUUGGGUAACGUGCAUGACAGAUUUAAGAGUCAUUCCAGACAAGCAUGACAAACGUGCAGUCUUCCAGACCCAGACAUUUUUACAUUUAAUACUGGAGUUUCCGUAUUUCUUCAUCAUCUGCCCGGCAGGGUCCUGGUGGGAUCCCUAUCCUGAGUAAAAACGUCCCCACAUCACCAGAGUUGUCAUGCAAUUCUGCAUGCCAAAAAAGUUUCUCAUGCGGAGCCCUAUCAAAAGCAUUUUCCUUUCGUGUUUUGGAAUUUGUGAUGCUAGACUCAGCAUGAUGUGCUAGAUCUGUGAUACGUCUGAGCUAGCGAAACAGGAUUAGUUACACUAGGAGGACAAGCUUGUCAUGCCAAACAACCAAAGCUGUGUGAUUUGUCUAGCAGAUUUCCCAUCUUGACUCUGGUGAGGGGACGUUUUUACAAAUGGUAAUCCCGUGCGCGCGUUUUACAAGCAAGAGUGCGGAGCGCAGGUGGUGCCCGAGUUUUUCGAGUAUCAGUCUGGCACCAACCCGGCUUUUGUGAACGGAAAGGAAAUUGCCGAACUGCUCGAUGGCUACGUUGCGGAAAAACAACCCGCAAAAGGACCCCAAAAGUUGUCCUUGCUCGGGAAGCAAGUAGACGUCACGCGGCUGCUAAACUAAGCGGGCGAGGUAUCGUGAGAAAAAAAUGCAUACAGUUACACACAUAGUCUAUGCAGGCCAAACAAGACGAAGACAGAGAAGCCCUGUCAUGCAUUACAAGUUUUCUCUCUUAUCUGCAUUACAAGUUUUCAUCUGCAUUACAAGUUUUCUCUCUUAUGCAGACAAAUUUGUGUUGCUCAAUCGGCUACAAAUGUGUAACUGUAACACUUUUUUCCUGGUAUACGAGGAGGAGGAGGUCGUACUUGGUCUUGAUAUCAAAAGAAAAAAUCCCCCCACCCCAUAUCGAAAUGGAAAUCUGUGAUGCGGGAUUUGUGUACACACAUCGGCUUUGUCUUGCAGUAGAGGACUGCAGACAGAUACAAAACCGGACUGAGGGCGUUUUGGUGCCGGCGCCUAGCAAGGUAGGGACAUUCUCUGUAGGCCAGACAGCAUUACAAAUUGCCUGGAGAACGCGGCGGGGCUUUUUUAUUUGUCUUCUUGCAAUACAGAGACGAUUUGUGACCUCAAAUCAGCAUCACAAAUUUUGAUGAGUAUCCCGCUCUGGUAUGGGGAGGGGGGAUUUUUCCUCACAAUAAGUAGGUGUUGAUGUUCUAUCUUUCUGCGGCUGAGUACUGGUUGUAUAGUCUACUUUUUCAAAUAUUAUAUAAUUUGUGA